Cynara cardunculus var. scolymus (artichoke) is the source of this 1512-nucleotide messenger RNA. Its product is annotated as S-adenosylmethionine synthase 2. Lineage: Eukaryota; Viridiplantae; Streptophyta; Magnoliopsida; Asterales; Asteraceae. Gene Ontology annotation, cellular component: cytosol. The transcript is spliced from 2 exons. Gene Ontology annotation, biological process: S-adenosylmethionine biosynthetic process. Bases 90 to 1265 code for a protein of 391 amino acids. Gene Ontology annotation, molecular function: ATP binding; methionine adenosyltransferase activity. The record is from RefSeq and is a predicted model, not a curated record.
UCGCCCUUAGCUCCUUUGCUUUCAGAAGAGGAAGAAGGUCGUUCACCAGCUUUCACCCUCUCCUUCUACUCUUCACAAGCUUUGCAAUAAUGGAGACCUUCUUGUUCACAUCUGAAUCUGUCAACGAGGGACACCCUGACAAGCUCUGUGAUCAGAUCUCUGAUGCAGUUCUUGAUGCCUGCUUAGCUCAGGACCCUGACAGCAAGGUUGCUUGUGAAACUUGCACCAAAACCAACAUGGUCAUGGUUUUUGGUGAAAUCACCACCAAAGCUAAUGUUGAUUAUGAGAAGAUUGUGCGUGAUACCUGCCGCGAGAUAGGGUUUGUUUCUGAUGACGUAGGUUUGGAUGCAGACAACUGCAAGGUCCUUGUCAACAUCGAGCAACAGAGCCCUGAUAUUGCCCAGGGUGUCCAUGGUCAUUUGACCAAGAAGCCUGAGGAUAUUGGUGCCGGUGACCAAGGUCACAUGUUUGGUUAUGCCACCGAUGAGACCCCUGAAUUGAUGCCCCUCAGCCAUGUCCUUGCAACCAAGCUUGGGGCCCGUUUGACCGAAGUUCGCAAAAAUGGCACUUGUGCAUGGCUCAGGCCUGAUGGAAAAACACAAGUCACAGUCGAGUACCACAACGAUAACGGAGCCAUGGUCCCUCUCCGUGUCCACACCAUCCUCAUUUCCACCCAACAUGAUGAAACCGUAACCAACGACGAGAUUGCAGCAGAUCUUAAGGAGCAUGUGAUCAAGCCGGUCGUUCCUGCCAAUUACCUUGACGAGAAGACCAUCUUCCAUCUUAACCCAUCUGGCCGUUUCGUGAUUGGUGGACCUCAUGGUGAUGCUGGACUGACCGGGCGUAAGAUCAUCAUUGAUACCUACGGUGGUUGGGGUGCUCAUGGUGGUGGUGCUUUCUCCGGGAAAGACCCCACCAAGGUGGACAGGAGUGGUGCCUACAUUGUGAGGCAAGCAGCCAAGAGCAUUGUGGCUUGUGGGCUAGCCAGGAGAGCCAUUGUGCAAGUGUCUUACGCUAUCGGUGUCCCUGAGCCGUUGUCUGUUUUUGUGGACACGUAUGGAACCGGAAAGAUCCCUGAUAGGGAAAUCCUUAAGAUUGUGAAGGAGAACUUUGAUUUCAGGCCAGGAAUGAUCUCCAUCAAUCUGGAUCUUAAGAGGGGUGGGAAUGGGAGAUUCUUGAAGACAGCGGCAUAUGGACACUUUGGGAGGACAGACCCUGAUUUCACCUGGGAGGUGGUGAAGGAACUCAAGUGGGAGAAGGCUUGAUUCAUAACAUAAUAUAUGCAUGGUGCCUCUGUUGGCUACAAAGAUAUAAAAUGUGAGCUUUUUUUUUUUUUUUUUGUAAUUUUACAUAAGAUUUGAUCUUAUUGGUGUUUUGGGUAAAAUGUUAAAAGGAGGAAGGGCCUAUAUAUCCUAUGCGCUAUGGCUAUGGUUAUGGUGAUUGUAUAACUAUGAAUCAAUGCAUUGCCAUUUGCUAAGUAAUAAAGGAAACAUGCUGUUGCUUCAAUUUUCA